Messenger RNA from Calliphora vicina (urban bluebottle blowfly), 2010 nucleotides. It is a transcript of the gene Lsd-2, whose product is annotated as Lipid storage droplet-2. Gene Ontology annotation, biological process: lipid storage; positive regulation of triglyceride storage. NCBI's taxonomy places the organism in Eukaryota, Metazoa, Arthropoda, Insecta, Diptera, Calliphoridae. Bases 37 to 1017 code for a protein of 326 amino acids. The record is from RefSeq and is a predicted model, not a curated record. Gene Ontology annotation, cellular component: cytosol; lipid droplet. The transcript is spliced from 5 exons.
UAAAUAAAAAACAUAUUUUAUACAAAAAACAAAAAAAUGGCAAGCAUUGAAACCAAAAACUCUACCGGAAAUGGUAAUUCAGCUUUAGUGGAAGCUAAAGACGCACAAAAUCUUUUGCCACACUUGGAGUGUUUGGAACGUAUUAUACAAUUGCCAGUGGUAGGAGCUGCCUGGGAUAAAUCUCAAGAUGUUUAUGGCAAAGUUAAAGGCAAUAACCGCGUCUUCAACUGGGCCCUUAAUGCUGCCGAAGAUUGUGUAUCACGUGCCGUCACCACAGCCGCUCCCAUUGUCUGCCGUUUAGAUGAUAAAAUUCAAUUUGUCGAUCAAACAUUAGUCAAAGGUAUCGAUAAAUUGGAAGUGACAGCACCCAUCAUUAAGAAUACACCACAGGAAAUCUAUGCUCAAGCCAAAAACAAAGUUAUCGAUGCCGUACAACCCACCAUUAAUCGUGUGAUCAAUUUUAAGGCAGCUGGAGAACAAAAAGCCGCCUCAUUAAAAGAUUUAGCCUGGCAAAAAGCCAAUGAAGUAUUGGCCACACAAUAUGGCAGUUUGGCUGUGAGUGGUGUGGAUACUACCACAGCCUUGGCUGAACGUUUGUUGGAAUACUAUUUCCCCAAAUCCGAGUCAGAGGAUGAAGAAGAUAAUGAUAAUAAGAAAAUUGCUGUCGUGCAAAAUGGCCAAAAUGGCAAACAUGCAGAAAGUGACAUUGAAGAAUGCGUAGAUCUUGAUUUAGAACUUGAUACUAGAUUUCUAGUAGCUGCUUCCACAGUAUUUCUAUCAAUGUCCCUGAAAAUUAUUACAGAAAUUGUUGAAUAUGUUAGAAGAAAUCCUGAAAUUAUCCAUAUUAUAGAUAGUCAAAUCAAUGAGUUUAUGUGCCAGUUCCCGCCAGCGAGGACCCAGUUUUACACACCGUCCAGACCGUUGGCAGACUCAAGAACAAGAUUUCCCGUCGCGUCUAUAGAAAUGUCUCCAGACAGAUCCGCAAAGUCCAAAAGGGCAAUGUCAACGACUAUUUAAGCUCCUUAAUAGCAGCCCUUAAAUUGCAUCAAUACAUUAAUUUCAUUAAUUCCUCCAUGGGUACAAAUGUUGAACAAUCAUCAGUGACUGAUAGUUCCUCCACAUCAGCAGCAGCAACCGCUUCAGCUUCGUCAUCAUCCUCAGCGGGGACUGCCAACAACUCAAAACCUGCCACAGCAACAGCGCCAAAGUAAAUUUAUUUAACUUUGUUUCUAUAUUUUUUAUUUCUUUUUUUUUUGUUUCCUUCAUUAAUUAAACAAAACAGAGCUGUUGUUUUGUGUUGAAAAAAAAACUGAAUUUAUUUAUAAAUUUAACAUUGUUGAAAUGAAAUCAGCAAAUUUUAGUUUUACAUCUUUCCUUGUAUCAUCCCUAAGAUUUUGCGCAACAACCCUGCUGAAAAUUUACACAUAGUUUACAUAACACGCGCCACUUUAUAUUAGAUUUUAAGUCAAAACUCUAUUGAAAACAACAUCCUAAAAAAACAAACAACUGAAUUAUAAAUGUUGUCCUAACAAGAAAACCAACAACUGUUUAAAAAUUUCGAAAUUCUUUUUAAGCAAAUUUUUAUUUAGAAUUUUUUAGAGUGUAUAUAUUUAUUAAACCCAAAAAAUUUGCUUAAAACUUUUUCUAUUAAUUCAUUUAUAUUAUGUGCAUUUUUAUUCCCUGCAAAAAGAAUUGCAAUUUUGCAUUCAAUAUUUAAUUAUUUUUCUAUUAUUUAAGUAUAAGCUUUAAUAAUGUAGUUUUUUUUCUUAGAAAUCAAAGCUUCAAAGUUGAACUUUAAGCUAAAACUGAAAUAUUAAGUUAAAAAAAAGAGAAUUAAUCAAAACUGUAUCAAAAUUAGUGAUGAAUAAUAAAAUAUUAUUAAUAUUAUUAUUAUUGUAUAUUUAACAUAUUUAAAUAUGAAUUCUUUAUAAUCAAUUAUUAUAAUUUUAUAAUACUUAUAAGUGAAAUAAAACAAAACACUGAACAAAAAAACCAAAAAACGAACAAUAA